AUGGAUAUGCAUCUAUCGGCAAACAACCUUUCUUUUUUAGCAGAGCUACUUAGUUUCUACAAGUUUCCUGGGGAAGAGAUUCCAAUUGUUCGAGGUUCAGCCCUGUCUGCCUUGCAGGGGACAAAUGAAGAACUUGGAAAGAAGGCUAUCUUAAAAUUAAUGGAUGCUGUGGAUGCAUACAUUUCUGAUCCUGUAAGGCAACUUGAUAAUAGAAAAUGUUUUCUCUAUUCAGACGAGAAGGUGUUGAACAAGGUUCAAGAGGGAAGCUUGCCUAAGGCAAUUACCUCAUUCAUUCAACAUGAUUUUCGAGUCUCCCACCAGAUAGCAAUUGAAUCAACCUUAGCAAAUGCUGAUGUGAUUCCACUCUACUACUGUCUAUUGUCACCUGAUCUGUCGGCUAAGAAGCAGGGUAGUAUAACUGCAUUGGAGGUUUGGAGAGCUAAUGAAGCUGUAGAGAGUGCUGCGGAAGAAUAUUUAGUCUCACAUGUGAAUAUUAAGAGCACCCUUUCUUUUUCUCAACCUUCAUUUGUAACCAUAUAUUUGCAGCAUGCUGCAAACAUUAUAUUUGUAACCAUAAUUGUUAUUGUUAUAAAUAUGAUUGAGGGAUUUUAUCUCUAA
Messenger RNA from Arachis duranensis, 618 nucleotides. RefSeq lists its product as uncharacterized. The transcript is spliced from 5 exons. The record is from RefSeq and is a predicted model, not a curated record. The coding region runs from base 1 to 618 and encodes 205 amino acids. Lineage: Eukaryota; Viridiplantae; Streptophyta; Magnoliopsida; Fabales; Fabaceae.